UCAAAACAAAGAUGAGGAAGGGACUGAAAGUUUACGCUCAGACUCCAGUAAAACUGCAGAUCCGGAGCCAAUGAGACGACACGGUGACCACGAAGAUGCUGCUGUCCCGUCAGACAGCAACUGUAAAUCAAAGCUGAUCAGGACCCACACGGGGAAGAAGGUAUUUUCUUGCAGCACUUGCAGGAAAGAGUUCAGUAAAAGUUGUAAUUUAAUGGAUCACAUGAAGAUCCACACUGGCGAAAGGCUGUACCUGUGCAACACCUGCGACAAAACCUUUACUUAUUUAUCAUAUCUUAAACGGCAUAUAACCACGCACACGGGCGAGAAGCCCUACAUCUGCAAAACAUGUGGAAAAAGUUACAGGCUACAUUCCCAUCUGGUGAUUCACUCGAAGACCCACAUGGACGAGAAGCCCUACAUCUGCAAAACAUGUGGAAAGAGUUACAAGCAACGUUGCCACCUGGUGGUUCACUCAAGGACCCACACCGGCGAAAGGCCGCACGUGUGCAGCACCUGCAGCAAAACCUUUACUAUUUCAUCGGAUCUUAAACGCCACAUAACCACGCACACCGGCGAGAAGCCCUACAUCUGCAAAACAUGUGGAAAAAGUUACAGGCUACGUUCCCACCUGCUGGUUCACUCGAGGAUCCACACGGGCGAGAAGCCGUACCUGUGCAACACCUGCGGAAAAACCUUUACUCAGUUAUCAGCUCUUAAAAGCCACAUAACCACGCACACGGGCGAGAAGCCCUACAUGUGCAAAACAUGUGGUAAAAGUUACACAGAACGUUGCCACCUGGUGGUUCACUCGAGGAUCCACACCGGCGAAAGGCCGUACCUGUGCAACAUCUGCGGAAAAACCUUUACUAGAUCAUCAAAUCUUAAAAGCCACAUAACCACGCACACGGGCGAGAAGCCCUACAUCUGCAAAACAUGUGGAAACAGUUACAAGCAACGUUUCAACCUGGUGGUUCACUCGAGGACCCACACCGGCGAAAGGCCGCACGUGUGCAGCACCUGCAGCAAAACCUUCACUAAUUUAUCGGAUCUUAAACGCCACAUAACCACGCACACGGGCGAGAAGCCCUACAUCUGCAAAACAUGUGGAAAGAGUUACAAGCAACAUUACAGCUUGGUGUUUCACUCGAGGACCCACACGGGCGAGAAGCUAUAUUUGUGCAAGACGUGCAACAAAGGUUUUGGCCGCAGAAUUGAUUUGCUGAGUCACAUGAAAAAUCACCCGAUGGAUCACAUGAAGAUCCACACUGGCGAAAGGCCGUACCUGUGCAACACCUGCGGAAAAUCGUUUAGAAAAUCAUCAAUGCUCAAGAAGCAUAAAAUGAUCCACAAGGGCGAGAAGCUCUAUAUCUGCAAAACAUGUGGAAAGAGUUACACGCAACGUUCCACCCUGGUGAUUCACUCGAGGACCCACACCGGUGAAAGGCCGUACCCGUGCAACACCUGCAGCAAAACCUUUACUAAUUUAUGGGAUCUUAGACGCCACAUAACCACGCACACGGGUGAGAAGCCCUACAUCUGCAAAACAUGUGGAAAGAGUUACAGGCAAGAUUCCCACCUGCUGGUUCACUCGAGGAUCCACACCGGCGAAAGGCGGUACCUGUGUAACAUCGGCGGAAAAUCGUUUAUAAACUCAUCACAUCUUAAACGCCACAUAACCACGCACACGGGCGAGAAGCCCUACAUCUGCAAAACAUGUGGAAAAAGUUACACAGAACGUUACAACCUGGUGGUUCACUCGAGGACCCACUCCGGCGAAAGGCCGUACCUGUGCAACACCUGCAGUAAA
Molecule: messenger RNA, 1807 nt
Organism: Cololabis saira (Pacific saury)
Lineage: Eukaryota; Metazoa; Chordata; Actinopteri; Beloniformes; Belonidae
Product: zinc finger protein 585A-like
Exons: 2
Source: RefSeq, a predicted model, not a curated record